Messenger RNA from Owenia fusiformis, 1868 nucleotides. The record is from the annotation of a GenBank genome assembly. NCBI's taxonomy places the organism in Eukaryota, Metazoa, Annelida, Polychaeta, Sabellida, Oweniidae.
AGAGCAACCUGAUUUAAAGUGAUUUUGGUCAGUUGGCGAUCCGAGUAUGUGAUAUGUCCUCCAGCACCCUAGGUUACAUUGUGAAACUCCACGACAGUGAACACACCAGUGUAGAUCUUAGCAGCAAUUUGGUGAAAUUGAGUUCCUUCAUUUUUCCAGUCACUUGUCUGAUCACGCUUCUGUCUGAUCAUGUGACUCAUUGACGUAUUACUCAACCAUGGCCUCAACUAGGACAGUUAAUAAAUUAUUAGAAAAUGUUUUGCGGACAUUUGCUAAUGAAUAUAAAAGAGGAUAUUCUGCGGUAAGGAGGUCAAACAUUAUAGGAAGGGCUGCUAAAGCCACUGGGUAUUCAGGAGCAGCUUUCUACAAAAUACUACGUGAAGAUACAGAAUUGAAAUCAUUCCUCAAUGAGGCAAAGGCAGUGGGAAAUGAACGUGAAAAAUUACAGGCCACUAAGCGUAGACGUCCAUUUGGAAGCUCGGCACCAGUAGAUGAACAUGGAUUAGAUGAAAAACCGCUGUGUUCAUGGAGUGAUCAAAUUAUAGUUGAUGGCCCAUUAACCUCAACUGAAAGCCAUUUCAAGUCAGGGAAUGUUACCAUCCCAAGAAAAAAAAGAAAAAGAAGGAAGAAACUUCAAUCUGACCCAACUGAAAGCCAUCUCCAGACAGUGAAUGAAAUCAUCCCAAAGAAAAGAAGGAAGAUACUUCCACCUGGGCCAAGAGUACGCCCACCAAGUGAGAGAAUCAAGGCCCGUAAAGCACAAGCAGAACCAGAAGUAAAUGUACCUCCGCCACAAGAUCAACAUGUUGAAAAAGAGCCUCAAUCUUUACCACCACAGGCUCAAAAUCUUGAAGCAGAGCUGCAAGGUUUACCACCAGAGGCUCAAAAUGUUGAAAUAGACCUUCAGGCAUCACCACAGGUUCAUGCAGGUCAACCUGAAGUCAUAGAUUGGUAUACUGGAGCAUCCGUCAGGAAUGUGAUCUUGGAAGGGUUCAAGGCAGGGACGUUUUUCACUGUCAAGACCCUCAACAAGGAACUAAAAAGCCGUGGAAUCUGCAAUAUUAGCCGGACAACACUUAGGGAAGCUUUAAAGGCUGAUGAUUUUAGGUUUAAGAGAUGUGGAAUGAACACAUUUAUACUACUAGACGAGUCACACAUUGCAGCAGAAGCGUAUCCUCCCCAAUUGUUCCUGUAACCUCCUUCUUUUCUGGAAGGGCGAGCGGCUAGAAAUAGUCAGACCUAAUAAACCUCCCAAGGAAUAUGUACCAGACAGUUGUCGGAGGCUGGGUGUCGGAUUAUCUGACUCCCUCAAUACCACUGCGUAACAGGUGAAAUAACAUGGCCGAGGUGUGACGGCUACUUGAAUCUCAUUGUCGCUUUCCACUGGGUCUGGAGAACCCAUGGUAUAAAAGGACAAUUUGUUUCUCCAUUCAUAUGUGGAGUUUCAUGGCCCGGUGUUAAGUCCAGGGACCCAAUCAGAACGCUCUGCUUCGUCACGUGGAACAAAUAUUGAAAAUGUCAAAACGGACUGAAUAAAUAUCACAUCGUUGAUUGGCUGAUUGGUUUUGUGGCGUCACACAAAACUCUGCGGGCAACUGCCAGGAGGAGGAAUAUUGAGAGUGAACUCAGCUGGGGUUUAUUUACAUAGUGGUCAGUUAAAUCGGGCAGAUUUAUCAAAUAAUUAUUAUCAAAGGCAUGGCCUAGUUGUAGCUUGUAAAAUUUAAUAGAAUAUAAUAGCAAAGAAAUCCAUGAGAUGUUGUUACAAUAUAAAUACAGUGAAACCUCUGAAGUGGAACACCUCUAGCAAUGGAACACCUCUUAAGUGGAACACCUCUGUAAGUGGAACACCUCUAGAAGUGAAACACCUC